Molecule: messenger RNA, 2127 nt
Organism: Ciona intestinalis (vase tunicate)
Lineage: Eukaryota; Metazoa; Chordata; Ascidiacea; Phlebobranchia; Cionidae
Source: RefSeq, a predicted model, not a curated record
UGUUGCACAUUAUACGAAAUAAACUAUAUGAAACUAUUUUCUUCGUGGAAAACCAUGUUAAACCCGUUCCUUUACAAAGACCGCACCUCCAGUUCUGUGUUAAACACUGUGUUUAAAACACAAUCUGAUAAUGUGUGUAAGAUAAAUCCAAAUGUGACACAAAUGAAGCCACCCAACAUACUACUGUACAGUCCUGGUAAACGGCAUGAAGUAUCUGAUGGAGCCAUAAAGCUACUUCAACUGUGCCUAGCAAAACACAGCUACACCCUCUACCCAAUUUCAACCACCAGUUUUCGAAAAGAUCCUUGGAUUAAAAACACUCACACAGUUAUAGUUUGGGGGUGUGAAUCAUUCUUUUCAGACAAAGAUAACCAGACCCAUACCAGCAACUUACUUAAAAGCUUCAUUACUUCAGGAGGCAAUAUCCUGAUGUUCAAUUAUAUCCCUGUGUCUGAACCAUCACCAUUUCAUGUUGAGAAAUUGCCGAUUAUUUCUGGGCCCCUGUUUAUAAAACAAGGCGAAGAAAAAAAGGUCCUCGAACAAAAAUAUUUCCCAUCAUUUGUUUUAAAAGGAAAUGCAAAGUCCAUUCAUGAAGUCAUUGUUGAUGAAAAAUUGUUGAAUGUAUCAAUGCAUCACUCUACAGAGAAUACUGGAAAACUUUCUAUUUCAACGCUACCACUCUUGGUCGGGGCAAAUGACACAGCAACAAACCCUAUGGUUUGUUCUUUGUUGAAACAACUUUUAAAAUCUGUUGGUCUAAAUUGCUGUGACGAUGAUGUGCAAGUUAUUGUAAAUCAAAUGCAACAGAAAAUUGCCUUUCUGUAUUCCAACACACUACAACUGCAGGAGGAAUUCCUUCAGAGUUUGCAGAAAAUUGAAAGUUUUGCGUUGAUUCCUUAUAACAAUGAUAUUACUCCAGAAUCUGUGCAAGAAUUGACUGAACGCAGCAACAAAACAACCUUAGUUUACACAAAGGAAGAAAAUGUUUAUAAUUACUCAACAAAGCUGUCAUGUUCGUUUAAUCAAGAUGUUUACUUCAACAAUCUUUCAACACGUUCAUACGGUCGCAUUGUUGUGUAUGGCGAUGUUAUGACCUCAACUAUGAGCGUUUUUGAUGGAUUGACAUGCACAAAACUGCCACCAAAUCUUGGAGCUGUUGCUAUUGCUAAGCAGCAAACUAUGGGAAAAGGUAGAAGUGGUAACCAAUGGAUUAGCCCAUUAGGUUGUGCUAUGUUUACAAUAGUGGUGGACAUUCCAAUGAAUUCAAAACUUGGGCAAUGUUUGCCUUUCCUACAACUUAUAACUACAACUGCUGCAGUUAAAGGAGUAAGAUCUAUAAACAAACUACAGGAUGUUGAAUUACGCAUAAAAUGGCCGAAUGAUAUUUAUUAUGGAAAGCAUGUAAAGUUGGGUGGGGUGGUUGUCCAAUCUACCAUGUUAAACAACAUGUGCUAUGCAUCUAUAGGUUGUGGAAUAAAUGUUUCAAACAGUCAACCAACUAUGUGCGUGAACAAAAUACUGAGAGAUGAACACUCACUACAGCUACAACUAACUACAGAAGAGGUUAUAGCAAGAACUAUUACUGAACUAGAAAAUCUUAUUAUAGAUUUCCAAAAAAAUGGAGCAGAGUCAUUUCUUAAGAUAUACUAUAAAUACUGGCUUCAUAGCAUGGCUGAGGUAGAAGUUAUAAUGGACGAGUCAAACACAAAAGUUGAGUGCACAGUGGUUGGGGUAGAUGACUACGGGUUCUUACGAGUACGUCGUCAUGACACUGCGGAAGUUACAACUCUCUGUCCAGAUGGAAACAGCUUCGAUAUGAUGCAGAAUCAAAUUCUGCCAAAACUGAAACGGAAAACAUAAUGUCAUAAAUGCUAACUGUAUAUAAUGCUGCUGUUUUUUAGAUUGCUACCAGGCAUAAUACUCAAGAAAUAAUGUUCUAGAACAGAAAAUGAUUUGAUUAAAAGCAAAUGUUUCAUAAUAAAAGUAGAAGAUUGUAUUAUAUACAUAUAUCUAUGCUGUUAAUAUUUGUAAAAUGAUUAUGAUUUUAAGUAAAAAAACAAAUGAAAUGUACUCCUAUAUAUGACAUUGAUGUAUUUAAAAAACUCACCAUAAUAAAACAUCAAAAUA